AACUAAUUAAUUAACUUCAAUUAAAAGAUUAGAUAUAGCACCAAUCAACAUUUUGAAAGAAUAAUAGUAAUUAAGAUUAAAAAUUUAUAAUAAAUGAGGGUCAAUAGAAACAAAGAAAAUUAGUAUAAUCCUUAAUACCUAAGUCCAAAUGAUUACAAUUAAUACAAUAAUGCUUUUGCAACUCCUUACAACCAACAGGAAUAUUAAUAUGUCACUCCUACCCCAGGUAAUGAUACCUAUUACUAAACAGACAAACUCUAUACAUAAAAUGAAUAGCCUCUUAAGUUAAACACAUAAAGACAAAAUAGUGCUAAUCAUUCCGAUUCUUAAUCGGUUUCCUCGAGGUAAUCACCUUUGAGAAAAACUCUCAAUGAUUAUGAGUGGGCUAACCCUGGAUAAUUAGGUGCUGGGUCUUAUGGUGUUGUAAGACUGGCAUAUGAUAAAUACACAAAAGAGAGAUUUGCUAUAAAAAUUAUGCAAAAGUCUUAAAUUUUUAAAUUCUGCACCAUUGAUAAUUUGAAAAGAGAAAUCAAAAUUUAAAAAAGAAUGGUCCAUCCUAAUAUCUGUAAAUUAUUUCAUUAUUUUGAAGAUAAACAAAAUGUUUAUCUUGUACUGGAGUAUGCCCAAAGAGGCAACCUUUUCAGCGUUCUCAAAAAAGCUAAUAAAAUGGAUGAGUCUGUAGCCUUCUGGUAUUUCUAUUAGACCUGCUUAGCUAUUGACCAUUUGCAUCACAACCAAAUUAUUCAUAGAGAUCUAAAACCUGAGAAUCUUCUUGUAGACUAAGGGAACAAUAUUAAAGUUUGCGAUUUUGGAUGGAGUGCUGAAAAUUCUAAUAAUUAAAUAAGAACAACAUUCUGUGGGACAGUUGAUUACAUGGCUCCUGAAAUGGUUAAGCGCUCGACUUAUGAUCAUCGUAUUGAUAUCUGGUCUUUAGGGGUUCUACUAUUUGAGUUAGUUCAUGGAUACGCUCCUUUUUAAGGAAAUAACCAAAACUAAAAGUUAGAUAAUAUAAGCAAAAAUAAGCCUAUCUAAUUUAGACCUAACCUCGAAUUCGAUUUGGUAGAUCUGAUUAAAAAUAUUUUACAGCCUAACCCUGAGUAUAGACUUACAAUGGCAUAAAUAUUUGACCACCCAUGGAUGAUGAGACAAUAUAAGAAAAUGAAUAUUGAUAUUAAUCAAGUGCUUUAAUAAUAAGAAGCAAGAAUCAACCAUCCGAGCUCUAUGAAUUCAUUUAGUAGCUUUGGAAAUUUAGAUACCACUCUUAAAGAAAGAGUCAACAGAGCUUAAACACUAAAUAAUGAUAGAUCAAGGAAUAACUCUAACCAUUCUCAUGACUAUAAAAAGUAGAAUACCGACUAAACGGAUAAAAAGCGUACCUACUCUUCAAAUAAUAGAUAAAAGGGCUAUGCUUUCUAAGGCAUAUAAGAAGUAGAGGAGCCCUCUCUUAUGCACAGUGGUGUCUAUGAAAAAAUAAAGCUAAUGAACAAUAGAAAAGUAUAGUAAUAAGAAGAAGAAGAAACUUUCUUUGACAAAAUAAUGAUUGCCUUCGGGUGUAUCUCAAGAGAUAAAUCCAAAAAGAAAUGA
Messenger RNA from Tetrahymena thermophila SB210, 1584 nucleotides. RefSeq names its product Serine/Threonine kinase domain protein. The transcript has 4 exons. Gene Ontology annotation, biological process: regulation of cytokinesis; protein phosphorylation; mitotic spindle organization. Lineage: Eukaryota; Ciliophora; Oligohymenophorea; Hymenostomatida; Tetrahymenidae. The record is from RefSeq and is a predicted model, not a curated record. Gene Ontology annotation, molecular function: protein kinase activity; ATP binding. Gene Ontology annotation, cellular component: chromosome passenger complex; spindle midzone; spindle microtubule.